Molecule: messenger RNA, 723 nt
Organism: Solenopsis invicta (red fire ant)
Lineage: Eukaryota; Metazoa; Arthropoda; Insecta; Hymenoptera; Formicidae
Product: mantle protein
Exons: 3
Coding region: 115-561 (148 amino acids)
Source: RefSeq, a predicted model, not a curated record
AUAAAGUUGGCCGUGACUUUGAAAGCAUCGUAGAAUCUGUUGCGCGUUCUAUGAACAAGUAUCGCAGAACCAAUUGUCUUGAUCAGUGUCUUCGUUGCACGAUUUCGCAAAAUUAUGAAGCUUUUUGUGCUCGCCACGAUGGUGGCCGCAGUAUGGGCUUCUUACGAGGAGGGCCAUGGCAGUUCUACCUAUCACGAAACAUCUAAGCCAGUGGAGAUACCCAUCUACAAGAAAUACGCAAUACCAAUUCCGCACCCGGUCGCCGUUCCAGUUCCCCAGCAAAUUAAGAUUCCGAUACCUCAGCCCUAUCAAGUUCAAAUCGCAGUUCCACACCCGGUGCCUGUGGAAGUUGUUAAGCACAUCGAGAUACCUAUAGAAAAGCCGGAACCGUACGUCGUAGAGAAAAAGGUACCAUAUGUCGUUGAGAAGCCGUAUCCAGUGACAGUGGAGAAGCACUUUCCAGUGCCAAUACCAAAACCAUAUCCAGUUCAUGUGCCAGUGUACAAGCAUGUUUUCCACCAUAAGAGCUCAGGACACGGACACGGUUGGAAAAAGCAUUGAUUUAAACUUUAACAAUUCUCUUCAGUAUCCUUAUACCAAAAAUAGCGACAAGCGUUACACGAGCAACAUUAGGUCGUAAGCGUUGUGAUGUUUGUACAUAGCUUUUUGUUAUGAUUGUAACAUUUAUGUUUGUUACUUUUAAAUAAACUGUUUCUUCUUGUA